Messenger RNA from Apodemus sylvaticus (European woodmouse), 1187 nucleotides. Its product is annotated as neutrophilic granule protein-like. NCBI's taxonomy places the organism in Eukaryota, Metazoa, Chordata, Mammalia, Rodentia, Muridae. Gene Ontology annotation, cellular component: extracellular region. The transcript has 4 exons. Gene Ontology annotation, biological process: defense response. The coding region runs from base 84 to 590 and encodes 168 amino acids. The record is from RefSeq and is a predicted model, not a curated record. Gene Ontology annotation, molecular function: cysteine-type endopeptidase inhibitor activity.
UUAUGUCACCAGCAGUCCUUGGGCAAGGCAGACUCAAUAUCACCUAAAUAAAAGGGACCAAGAGUGGUAGUGUGUCAGAGACAAUGGCAAGGCUGUGGGAGACCUUCAUAUUGGUGGUGGCCUUGGCUGUGGUGGCCUGUGAGGCCCAACGCCAACUAAAAUAUGAGGCCAUUGUGGAUAGAGCCAUAGAGGCAUACAACCUUGGGCAGCAAGGAAGACCCCUCUUCCGCCUGCUAAGUGCCACUCCGCCUUCUAGUCAGAACCCUGCUACCAAUAUCCCACUCCAGUUCAGGAUUAAAGAGACAGUGUGCACUUCCACGCAGGGGAGACAGCCUAAAGACUGCGACUUCCUGGAGGAUGGGGAGGAGAGAAACUGCACAGGGAUAUUCUUCAGAAGGCGGCAGUCAACCUCCUUGACCUUGACCUGCGACAGGGAUUGCCGUAGAGAGGGUGCCCAAGUGACCAGUUUUAAUGAUAAAAAGCAAGAGGUCUCCGAAGAGGACAAGUUCGAAGGUCUGCCCCCUCAAGUCAGGAAUAUUUAUGAAGAUGCCAAGUAUGAUAUCAUCGGCAACAUCCUGAAUAAUUUCUAGGGCUGGAGAGUAGGGAGGCGCUGCCUGCUUCCUCUUUACCACUGCUACCCAUCUCCCCCUGCUGCCCUGAGGACCCGCCCACCCCUCCUUCCUGCACUUCCCAGGAACAGCCCUCUCUGGAGAAGCUCGAGCUCCUACAACAUCUGUCCCUUGUCCAUGUGCUUCCUCCUGCCCGGCUUUCCUGCCUUACCUUCUAUCUGAAACUCUUAUUGACUCUUUAAGGCCCAAGCUCAAAAGUCCCUUCCAGGGGGAAACCUCCUCCUUCUCCCAGGCCAAAGUCCUUCCCACAUCUAUUCAGUCAUAAUCCUCAAGCCGCAUUGGCUUUACCUGCUGUGUCCCCAGCCAAAGGACACUGUAUCUAUUCACAGUAGCCUCCAGGGCCAGUUGCAGGUGGCUGUAGAAUGAAUCUUUCAAUGAUGUGCUCAGGGCAUCCUGGGAGGACAAACUCCUGCAGACUCCUGCUCUCUGCCUAGUCACUGUGACACCAAAAGUCCCUUUACAUACCCAGACCCCUUAGCCGGGAUGUGGCAGGUAGGUGGGGUCGGAUCACCUUGUGGGGACUGUAAGAGUGGCUCAAUAAAAUGCUUCCGAGAUCAA